AUGGCGCUGCACGACGGGCUGGUGAACUGGCCGCUGUUCUUCGGCAGCAUCCUCGUGGGCUUCGGCCCGCUGGCCGCGCUCUUCUUCGUGGUGGUGGCCAAGCGCGCGCAGCUGGUGAUCCUGGCGCUCAGCGGCGCCUUCGUGUGGCUCGUGGCCAUCCUCGUGACGGCCACGCUGUGGCAGAUCAUCCCGCCGCUCAAGACGUCGCUGUCGGCCACCGUGCCCGUGGGCGUCGUGGUGCAGGAGGCCUUCCGCCUGCUCUUCUUCUACCUCUACACACGCACGGAGCUGGCCGUCAAGCGCGUGACCACGUCCUCGCACCAGCUGCCGCUCAACGACAUCACGUCCUCGCUCGCGGGCGGCGUCGGCUUCUCCGUCAUGCACGCGCUGCUCAUGUUCGGCAGCCUCGUGGGCUCGUCCACGGGCUCGCGCGGCGCCGCCUUCUCGGCCUCGUGCGAGAGCAUCCCGCUCGUCUUCUCGGCCGCCAUCUCCACGCUGGCGCUCACGGCGCUGGACGUCGCGCUCAUGGUCGUUGCCUUCGACGGCUACCGCAAGCGGUCCGCGCUGGCCGUGGGCGCCGUCUUCGUCAUCCACAUGGGCGUGGCCCUGUCGGCGCUGGCCAACAUGAACACCAACGGCUGCUACAUCUCCAUCCCCGUGCACUACGCCGGAGCUGCCUUGGCCUGCGCGGGCGCCACGAUGAUCGUCUCGCGAUCCAAGAGGCAUGCGCUGGACGCCAAGUAA
Messenger RNA from Phytophthora sojae, 744 nucleotides. RefSeq lists its product as hypothetical. The transcript is spliced from 2 exons. Gene Ontology annotation, cellular component: membrane; endoplasmic reticulum; gamma-secretase complex. Lineage: Eukaryota; Oomycota; Peronosporomycetes; Peronosporales; Peronosporaceae. Bases 1 to 744 code for a protein of 247 amino acids. Gene Ontology annotation, biological process: positive regulation of catalytic activity; protein processing. Gene Ontology annotation, molecular function: protein-macromolecule adaptor activity. The record is from RefSeq and is a predicted model, not a curated record.